AUGGAUUCUAUCCUCGAGGUCCAACGGCACACCCACGAAGAUAUAGAGCAUUUCGAAAGAGCCCUUUAUACGAUCCUCUCCAAGCCUCAGCAAACCCAUGAAUCCCAGCUGCAGGUGGAACACAAGGCAUCCCAGCUCCUGGACCGCUUGUCCUCUCGUCUCGUCUCCUUGAACAACCUGUACGAAGACCAGGAUACCAGGAAAGUUGAGAUAGACUCUCUCUCUGCGCCUCAACAUCAACAAAAUGACCUUUCCGCUUUCUACUCUCGGCUGGGCAAAAUCCAAGAGCACUACGCCAAGUAUCCGGACGCCCUCGUUGCAGGUUUCGAUCCUGAGCUAGCAGCACUUCUAGAUGAUGAUGACCAGGGCUAUGGUGACGAUGAAUAUGAGGACGAUGAUCCUGUUGCUCUGCUGUUCUCUGGAGAGGAAGCAUACGGAAAGUAUCUCGACUUAUACACCAACCACACCGCGUACAACAAUCUCAAGAAUGUUGGCAAGCGUUUGGGCUACCUUCAAUAUCUCGAUGUUCUCCUGGCCGCACAGUCUGUACCAGUACAUUCAGAUCUGCCGAAGGAAUGCCGCCUGACGAGGGAUUAUGAACUUUACAUUAAAGCUCUGCAUACGUAUCUUGUGUCUUUUACCAAGCGUGCGCAGCCUCUUGUUGACGUCGAUUCUCGGCAACGCGAGGCCGAAUUGAAGUUUGCCCGACAAUGGGAAGAUGGACAAACCGAUGAUUGGGAGGAGUCUCGUCAGGGUAAACCAGUUGCAAAUGGAGGAGAUAAGGCAGAGGGGAUUUGGUGUGCGGCAUGCCAGAAAUUGUACUCUAAGCAGACUGUAUACGAUGCACAUCUCACAUCAAAAAAACAUAUUAAAGCUACUCAGAAGCAGGCGAACGCGUCGGAGCAGCCACCUCCAAAUCCUAACGGGCCUGCUUCAUCGUCAUUAACAACAAAUGACAAGGAUAGUGCACAGUCAUCUACCAAGGACAAGCACCGUACUGCUGCUUUCCUAACGCAUCUGACCACGCAGCUGCUGAUCUCACUUGCGCCUGUGCUCAACGAGACGAAGUCAAAUGUCGAGCGUCGAUUCUCGCUGACUGCUCGUGAACGUGAGCAGGAAUUGCUGGACCAGGCGAAAAAACCUCCACAAGCUACAGCCGCUCCUGCAAAUGGAGAAGGCGGCGCUGAGGAAGAGGAAGAGGAGGAACGAAUCUAUAACCCACUCAAAUUGCCAUUGGGAUGGGACGGAAAGCCUAUACCAUAUUGGCUUUACAAAUUACAUGGACUAGGUGUGGAGUAUCGGUGCGAAAUUUGCUCAGACCAUGUCUAUAUGGGCAGGAAAAACUUCGAUCGACAUUUCCAGGAGUCGAGGCAUGCGUUUGGUAUGCGCGCUCUGGGCCUUCCGAAUACGAAGCACUUCCAUGAAAUCACUCGAAUCGAAGAUGCGCUCGCUCUUGCUGAGAAGUUAAAGCGAGAAGGACGGAACGAGAUAUUCGAGCAGGAAACCAUGGAGGAACUAGAGGACGAGGAGGGCAACGUCUACAACCGCAAGACGUAUGAGGACCUGAAGAAGCAAGGCCUCAUCUAA
This is a messenger RNA of Fibroporia radiculosa, 1587 nucleotides long. RefSeq lists its product as uncharacterized. Gene Ontology annotation, biological process: mRNA splicing, via spliceosome. The record is from RefSeq and is a predicted model, not a curated record. Gene Ontology annotation, cellular component: spliceosomal complex. Bases 1 to 1587 code for a protein of 528 amino acids. The transcript has 7 exons. Gene Ontology annotation, molecular function: zinc ion binding; RNA binding. NCBI's taxonomy places the organism in Eukaryota, Fungi, Basidiomycota, Agaricomycetes, Polyporales, Fibroporiaceae.